This is a messenger RNA of Sebastes umbrosus (honeycomb rockfish), 2135 nucleotides long. It is a transcript of the gene rwdd3, whose product is annotated as RWD domain containing 3. The transcript is spliced from 6 exons. Gene Ontology annotation, molecular function: protein binding. NCBI's taxonomy places the organism in Eukaryota, Metazoa, Chordata, Actinopteri, Perciformes, Sebastidae. Bases 172 to 954 code for a protein of 260 amino acids. The record is from RefSeq and is a predicted model, not a curated record. Gene Ontology annotation, biological process: positive regulation of hypoxia-inducible factor-1alpha signaling pathway; positive regulation of protein sumoylation.
AACUACCCGGACGACAAAGAGGUGCGGACAUGUGUAAAUAUCCACUGCACUGAAACAUGUUAGUAAAUAAUGUUUUCUAACGUCUCGCUGGUUUAACGCUGAAGACAUGAAGACGUGAAGACGUGAAGACAUGAAGACAUGAAGACAUGAAGACAGGAUGUGGAGUCAUUAAUGAUGUCUGAAGCAGCUUUAGAGGAAGUUUCUGUUUUAUCCUCCAUCUACUGCAGAGAAGGAGAGUUCAGACUCCUCCAGUCUGCUCAGGAUGGGCUCACGGUCCAGAUCAACAGCACCGUUGGAGGAGGAGAAAGAGGGCUGGACGUGAGACUGCUGUUCCAUUUGCACCCCCGCUACCCUUCCUGUCCCCCCGCCAUCUCCGUCUCCUCCACCAGCCUCUCUAGGACUCAGUGUCACGACAUCAGACAGAAGCUGCAGGAUCAAGCUGCAGCUCUACCACCGGAACCGAUGGUGCAUCAGCUAGUGGAGUGGUUGCAGCAGUGUGUGGAGGUGACAGAGAGCUGCAGAGGUGGCGAGGAUGAGGAGGGGAAAGACAGAGAAACAGAGGAGGAGUGGACGGCGGUGCUGUCGUUGGAUCAUAUCCGAUCUCGAAGUCGUUACGUCGGUCUGCUGGAGCGCUGGACCCAGCAGCUGCAGCUCACUGGGAGGUUAUUACUGGGACGAACUAUACUGGUUAUUCUGCAGGGAGCCAGACCCAACAUCAAGGAGUUUUGCCGCCUUUUGAAGACGGUGAAGGUGGAUGUGGAUUCUUCAGGCAAGAAAUGCAAAGAGAGGAUGAUGAAGGUUCUCAUCGAAAGCCCUUCGUCUUCCUCCUGUGGACACGGUCUCCAGGGGUUUGGAGUGAAGAACUACGAGUCGUUGCCAGAGCUGACCGCGGCCUUCCAGGAAAUCAACAUGACUGAGCUUUACCAGCAGAUCCUGCCGUCAUUAAGGGACUGACAGCACGCUGGUUACAUCCUGACAUCCUUUUUUAAAGCCUGAAAACAGAGCCAUGAGGAUGUGCAGAAGUCUAGUUUUCUCUCAGAACACUUGAAUUACAAUAGGCUGAAAGGUUAUUGUGGAUUUUUUUUGCCCAAUGAUGCCAAAAGAUUCUGCCUACUGAAGCUUUAAAUGUGUUAAAUAUAAAUGCCAGAAUGGUUUAAAUAAUAAAACAUGCUGUGCAGAGAUGUGCCUGCAGAGGGCGGUGUUGUUCCUUGAAGGGUUUGACUCAUAGUACAGAUCUAAAUGUUCUCAGCUGUCUCUCUCUCUCCAAAAUAACCAAUGUUAGCUAUUACAUGUAAAUAUAACAAUCAGAAAGCCAAGUUAUUUACACAAAUUCAGCAUAACGUUUUCAUGACUUUUUUAGUGCUUCGGGGCACACAAGUCUUUAAGAGUGACACUACUAUUUCUCCUUGGAUUAAUUACAUCCUUAAACAGUUCAGUCUGUUUUUAAGAAUAUCAGUUUCUUGCUAAAACUGAAUAUUUACAAAUGUGGAUUAGAUAUUGUAAUUGUACAUUCAGGCUCACAGGGAAAUUUUGGAGAUAUCUUGGAACAUGUUUACAGCUCAGACAUAGUAAAAAUACCAGCAAUUAACUGACAGGCUCUUUAAUCUGAUGUUAAUGGAAUCAGUUGCCUACAUCGAAUGGACCCAGGCACAUGUGUUUAUUAUGAAACUAAUUUGUGUCCUCACUUGCCUGCCUUCAGUUGACACUAACCAGACAGGAGGGUCUGAUAUAAAACAGAACAAGGAGAGUAUCUUCAUCACUACCAGGAACAUCAUCAUCAGCACACAGACAGCUCUGGGUCUCAGAUGAGCCAGUUUUAAGUUGGACACCAAGAGGACAUGAAAACAACACAUUCCUGUUGCUUCGUCUCCAGAAUUUGAACAUCAGGUCGUUCACCAGUUUACAGCUGUUGUGUGGUGUCAGAACAUGUGGCUCUCUGAAGGCUGUAAUAUGUGACUGACUGCUACAGCUCCAUCCUCAUCCUCAAGAACUGACUUUAUGAAGCAGAGUGAAGCACUGACGGAAUGAAAAACACUCUGUGUUACCCUUAUAGCAUAAUUCAACUUGUUAUUUUUCACUUAUGAUUUUAUGAUUUUUUCAUCUGUUCAAAAUGUACCUUAAAGGGAGAUUUGUCA